Molecule: messenger RNA, 528 nt
Organism: Aspergillus chevalieri
Lineage: Eukaryota; Fungi; Ascomycota; Eurotiomycetes; Eurotiales; Aspergillaceae
Exons: 1
Coding region: 1-528 (175 amino acids)
Molecular function (GO): oxidoreductase activity
Source: RefSeq, a predicted model, not a curated record
AUGGCCCUGGAACAGCGCACAGCGCUCUUCAACAGGAUGGAUCAGAUCGGGCGGUCUGUGGGUAUUGUUCUUAAGGCGGGAGGGAAGAUUGGGAGUACAAGAGAUGCGCAUCGGGUUGUUUAUUAUUGUCAGAUGAAUGAGAAUGAGAAGGAUGCUGAUACCGCCACUACGAAUGCUCUCGUGGAGAAGAUCUUUGAGACGUAUCAUGAGCGGGAGAUGGAUAUUUCGGAUUCAGAUGUGCUGAGAUAUUUAGCUGUUGAUGCUGGUGUGAGUAGGGAAGAGAUGGUUGGAUGGUUGGAUGCUAGUCCGGCGGUUGCUGAUGAGGAAGCCCGGAAGAAUAAAGAGGAGGUGAGUCGGGAGUUCCGGUUUGUAUUGUCCAGGGCGAGCAUCGUAUUGAUGGUUCGGGAGAUAUAUCCGAGUUCUUUGAGAUAUUCAGCAAGGCGAGGGAGUGGGAUGCAGGCCAGUGAUAAUGUAAAGGAUCACAGCACGGCUCCAUUCUAUACUGUCUACCGUCGGCAUAUUCAGUAG